AUGGAUAGCACAAAUGGCUGUAGUAUAAAUAUUGAGGAGGCCUCACUAGUUGUGCGCCGAGCAAAAAUUAGUCCCGGUAUUCUAUUAGCGCAUGCAAAAGCUCUAUCUCAUGGUACUGCAAAAUAUCUUAUUACACGUGUCGAGGUAAAAGCUUUUUCUCUACUCUCAGGCGUUCACUCUGAAACGCUUGAUAAUGUUAUUCUCGGUCAAAUGCCAAAAAGAAUAAUAAUUCGGUUUGUGGACAAUAUUGCAUUCAAUGGAAACGGAAACAAAAAUACUUUUAAUUUUCAAAAUUAUAAAAUUAAUCAUCCCUCGCUUUAUGUUGAUGGUACACAGAUACCAUCUGAACCACUACAGCCAUCAUUUGGGGAUAAAAAGUUUUAUGUCGAAGCUUAUCACACGUUAUUUAGUGGAACUGGUAUCCAUUUUCUGAACGAAGGAAAUAAUAUUGACAGAGAUAAUUAUCCUGCAGGAAACUGUCUGUUCGCCUUUGAUCUUACACAUGAUCUCUCAGUAAAAUGUUACUCUCACUGGAAUCUUGUAAAACAUGGUAGCCUCAGAAUUGACGUGCGAUUUGAGGACGCAUUGACUAGUACUACUAAUUGUCUUGUAUAUGCGGAAUAUGAUAAUGUUCUGGAAAUAGACUCGUCCAGACAGAUUAUUGUCGACUUUAGCGCUUAA
Messenger RNA from Belonocnema kinseyi, 681 nucleotides. RefSeq lists its product as uncharacterized. Bases 1 to 681 code for a protein of 226 amino acids. The record is from RefSeq and is a predicted model, not a curated record. The transcript has a single exon. Lineage: Eukaryota; Metazoa; Arthropoda; Insecta; Hymenoptera; Cynipidae.